This is a messenger RNA of Monosiga brevicollis MX1, 2073 nucleotides long. RefSeq lists its product as uncharacterized. The transcript is spliced from 10 exons. NCBI's taxonomy places the organism in Eukaryota, Choanoflagellata, Craspedida, Salpingoecidae. The coding region runs from base 1 to 2073 and encodes 690 amino acids. The record is from RefSeq and is a predicted model, not a curated record.
AUGUUGGCACGUACGCAUGGUUUGCUGGCCCUGGUGGUGGCCCUGAUGGCCACGGGUGCUCAGGCUGAUCGGGUGUCCUUUCGCGCCCCGGCCAUUCCCCUGGUGACGACUGAUCCCUGGAUGCAAGUAUGGAUGGGCGCUGACCAGCUGACGGACACGGAGGCCAUGUACUGGGAGGGUGAUGAGCGAGCCAUGGCCGGCUUUGUGCGCAUCGACGGUGAUGCCUACCGCUUUCUCGGCAACUGCCAAAACGUUUCAGACUGCCCCGCUGCCAUGACCCAGACAGACGUGGUGAUCAAUGCUACGGCCACAGGCGUCCACUUCGCCGAUCCCAAGGGUCGCGUGUCACUCGAGGUGGUCUUUCAGACCAUGCUCUUCCCCUCCCGCACCGACUUGAUGGCCCGUCCCGUCUCCUACGUGGACCUCACUGUCACUAGUCUCGCGGCCCAGUCGCACGCGGUUGAGGUUUACUUUGACAUGACGGCACAGCACGUGGUUAACACGGUGGAUCAGCAAGUGCAAUGGAGUACAUUCCAGCAAAGCGGUGUUCAAGGCGUUUCAAUCUCACACGCUCACCAGCAAGCACUGGACGAAAAAGGCGAUCGUAUUGGCCGCGAUUGGGGCUACCUGUACCUCGGUACCCGGGUCAAUACCUCGGCCACCUUCCGCGCUGGGGGUGGUGAGGAACAACGCCGGGCCUUUUAUACCACGGGUGCCCUGCCUUCUUCCACGGACAACCGGCAACCUCGCGCCGCCCAAGACGACAUGCCUGUCGUAGGUGCAGCCUGGGCCACGACGGCCACAGCGAAUCCCGCAUCCCUUGUUCUACAGAUUGCUUACGAUGACGUUGCCACAGUCAACUACUACGGUCAUGUGUAUCACGGCUAUUGGACUCGGCUCUUUGACAACAUUUUCGACGUGAUGCAACAGGCGGAUCAUGACUACCCAGCCAUCCGGGCACUUGGCGCAUCGACCGAUGCAGCGGUGCGGGCGGCCAGUGUCGAGGCCGGCGGUGACAAGUACAGCGUCAUGACAACGCUGGUGUUCCGACAAGUGCUCGCCGCCACGCAACUAGUCUGGGCUGACGACCGCAACACCACCUGGCUCUUUCUCAAGGAAAUUUCGACCAACGGUGACAUGCAGACCAUGGAUGUCAUUUUCCCAUCCUCGCCCAUGUUGCUGUAUUCAAAUGCGAGCCUCUUGGCACUGCUGCUGGAGCCCGUGCUGGCCUAUGCCAACAAUGAAACGAACACGCCGUACGGCAGCCCCUACAGCCCUCAUCAGCUGGGUACCUUUCCCAUUGCGGACGCCACCACCGACAGUCAAGAGCCCAUGCCCAUGGAGAACACGGGCAAUAUGUUUUUGAUGUUGCUGGCCACGGUGCAGCGGACCAAGAGCGCCGACUUUUUCUACCCGCAACACUGGGACUUGCUCACCACCUGGGCCGAAUAUCUCAACGCCAGCCUGCCCUACCCGGCGAACCAGCUGUGCACGGAUGACUUUACGGGCCGCCUGGCGAACAACACCAAUCUGGCGGCCAAGGGCAUUGUGGCGCUGGAGGCCUACGUUCAGCUGUGCCACUUGGUGGGGGCCCCCAACUGCGAGGCUCUCGCGCCAUAUCCGGCUUACUUUGCCCACAUUUGGGAGACGCAGGCUUUGGACACGGAGCCCACGCCCCAUUAUCGCCUGGCGUACAACAUGACGGGCACCUACUCACUCAAGUACAAUCUCUUGUGGCAACACAUUUUGGACAUGGAAGGACCUUUUAAUUACUCGACGGUGGCGAGCAAUGAGUUUGCUUACUAUCGCUCGGUGCAAAACCAGUACGGCACGCCUCUGGACGAACGCCACACCUGGGUCAUGUUUGAGUGGCUGGCCUGGGCAUCAUGCUUUGCUUCGAGCAAGUCUGACUUUCAAGCCCUGUUUGAGCCCACCUUUGACGCUUACAACGCCUCCAGCUCGCGGGUGCCCAUGACUGAUCUGUACGAUUCAAUCACGGCGGAUGCCAGCAUGAACGGGUUCUUUGCCCGACCCGUGGUGGGUGGCGUGUACGCCAAGCUCAUUCUGCCCUAA